This is a messenger RNA of Struthio camelus australis, 1683 nucleotides long. NCBI's taxonomy places the organism in Eukaryota, Metazoa, Chordata, Aves, Struthioniformes, Struthionidae. The record is from RefSeq and is a predicted model, not a curated record.
AUGACCAGUGUUGGGAAGAAGCUGAUCCGCCGGCGGGUGGUGGAUCUGAGCUCUGAGGAGACACGUUUUGCCCGCUGCCUCUCCACGCUGGACCUCAUUGCUCUGGGGGUGGGCAGCACGCUGGGGGCCGGUGUCUACGUGCUGGCAGGGGAGGUGGCCAAGGAGAUGGCUGGCCCCUCCAUCGUCCUCUGCUUCCUGGUGGCUGCUCUCUCCUCGAUGCUGGCCGGGCUCUGCUACGCUGAGUUUGGGGCCCGUGUCCCCAAGACGGGCUCUGCCUACCUCUACAGCUAUGUCACCGUGGGCGAGAUCUGGGCUUUCACCACCGGCUGGAACCUCAUCCUCUCCUACGUGAUAGGAACAACCAGACAGAGCUGUCACCUCAUUCCGUGGUCGGCAGGUACCAUCAAAUCCUUCUCCUCCUCCCAACAGGUGCCUGGGCGGCGGAGCGGCGUCGAGGCGGCGGAUGGGUCUGGCAGGAUGACUUGUUGCCAGGUGGUUGCUGCGCUCUUGCUUGCCUUUCUUCACAGCGCUGCAGCUGGUGACCCGAUUCCUGCUCUCGUUCCCCAGUCCACGCGGCAGCUAGCCAAACCGCGGUUCUCGGCACAGCCCGUCCUGGAGCUGACGACACGCUGUGACGAAGCUUGUGCCCAGCGGGAGGCUGCCUUGACGCCCCAGGAUUUCCAGGAGUAUCUCUCUUACGAGACGGUGUACGCCAACGGCACCCGCACCCUCACCACAGUGGAACUGAGCCCGCGGGAGAGCGGCCUGGAGAGGAGGUGGCGGAGGCGGCGUGUGCGGCACAAGCGGCAGAUUUAUGGCAUAGAUGGGCGGUUCUCCAUCAGCGGGAACCACUUCCUGAUGGACUACCCCUUCUCGGCUACCGUCAAGAUCUCCACAGGGUGCACAGGGGUGCUCGUGUCUGAGCGGCACGUCCUUACUGCUGCCCAUUGCAUUCACGAUGGCAAAGACUACGUGAGGGGGGCCAAGAAGAUCAAGGUGGGUUUCCUAACGCCGGUGCAGAGCGCUGGCAACAGGACGGAGAGGCUGGCGAUGCGCUGGGCACGUGUGCAGCGCACACGGGUGCCUAAGGGCUGGAUUAGGGGCUCCAACUCGGUCAGCAUGGACUACGACUAUGCCCUUUUGGAGCUGCGCAGGCCACACCAGCGCCCGCACAUGAAGCUGACGGUGGCUCCAGCAGUGGAGGAGAUGGCUGGGAAGAGGAUUCAUUUCUCGGGGUUUGACAGUGACCGGCCAGGCGAGCUGGUAUACCGCUUCUGCGGGGUGGAAGAUGAGACGGCCCACCUCAUCUAUCAGCACUGUGAUGCCAGGCCUGGUGCAUCUGGCUCUGGGGUAUACGGCAAAGUGUGGGACCCCGUUCAACACAAAUGGGAGAGGAAGGUGAUCGGGGUCUUCUCAGGGCACCAGUGGCUGGAAGUAGGUGGGGAGCAGCAUGACUAUAAUGUUGCUGUUCGCCUGAGCGCUUUGAAGUUUGCUCAGAUUUGUUACUGGAUCAAAGGAGACUAUAAAAGCUGUCAGAAUGAAUGAGAACUAGAGCCUUCCUCUUCCCCUCCCCAGUGCAGAAAAGCUUUGAGAGGGCAGUAUUCCCAAACAAGUGAGGCUGAGGGGUGUGGGGGGGAGCAGGGCCCUGCUGUUGAGUGAGGAGGAGGGAGAGGAUGCCUGCAC